AAAGUGAAAAGCAAUGGAGAAUCGAGUAUUCGCAUUUUUACGCAAAUAAACAUGCGUUGUACGAUUCAACUACUUUCAAAGUCGUCAAAAUUUCAACCACGGCAAGUUGGGUCUAGGUUAUUAGACGACGAAGGAAGCGCGUUUGACCUUGUAAAUUCCGUCCGCCGUGACAGACUCGUUCUGCAGUUGCAACUUAGUGCUCGGACGCUCCAGCCCCACCAUCCCCUCCAUCAUCUCAUUCUCCCAAUCUUCUCUUUUCACAGACAACACCGCGCCCAUCAUCUCCCUUCAUCACCGCCAAAUUUGAAGGCCUAGAAACACCCACCCUUCUCCUUCCGUUCCUUUUUUAUAUCCCAUCGUUCUCUCAAUCAAAACCCAGAACUCGGGGCCCUGUUUGCUGCCAUGGCGGACUCUCUGAAGCAAAUCUUGGCAAAACCAAUCCAGCUAGCCGACCAAGUAAUCAAAGCAGCCGAUGAGGCGAGCGCUUCCUUCAGGCACGAAUGCGCGGAGCUCAAAUACAAAUCCGAGAGACUCGCGGGGCUUCUCCGGCAGGCCGCGAGAGCCAGCUCCGAUCUCUACGAACGUCCUACGAGGCGGAUCAUCGAUGAAACUGAACAGGUCCUCACCAAAGCCCACUCCUUGAUUCUUAAAUGCCGCGCUAAUGGCCUAGUGAAGCGCGUGUUCAGCAUCAUACCCGCCGCCGCCUUUCGUAAGAUGUCUACCCAGCUCGAGAACUCAAUCGGAGACGUGUCCUGGCUCCUUCGCGUGUCCGCUCCGGCGGGGGAUCGCGGUGACGAGUAUCUGGGUCUUCCUCCGAUCGCGGCAAACGAACCGAAUCUGUAUCUCAUAUGGGAGCAGGUGGCGACUCUUUACACGGGUUCUCUGGAGGAGCGAUCUGAUGCGGCGGCUUCGCUGGUGUCACUUGCUCGGGACAACGAUCGAUACGGGAAGUUGAUAAUCGAGGAAGGUGGGGUUGGACCGCUGCUGAAAUUGCUCAAAGAGGGUAAGAUAGAAGGUCAAGAGAAUGCUGCGAGAGCAAUGGGCCUUCUGGGUCGUGACCCCGAGAGCGUCGAGCACCUGCUCCACGCCGGAAUAUGCUCUGUGUUUGCCAAAAUCCUUAAAGAUGGUCCCAUGAAAGUGCAAGCUGUGGUGGCCUGGGCUGUGUCGGAGCUGGCGGCGAAUUAUCCCAAAUGCCAAGAUCUCUUUGCUCAGCACAAUAUAAUCCGAUUACUCGUCAGCCAUCUUGCAUUUGAAACCGUUCAAGAACACAGUAAGUAUGCCAUUGAUCGCAUCAAACCUACGUCAAUCCACGCCGUUGUGAUGGCAAGUAGUAAUUCUAACUCUAAUAACACCAAUACCAAAAAGUCCAACGAGGAAGACGAGAAUCAGGUUAAGAGUCGGAUGCUGCAUCCAUUACAUCCAUUGGGUAAUGGAACAGCUUCUGAGCUGCAUCGAGUGAUCACAAGUACCAUGGCAAUGAAUGCUACUUCCAAGUCUGAUGAAGGAAUUCAGAAUCAGAACUCCCAAACCAAUCAACCCAAGAGCAAUGGUCUGAGUAACGGGAAACAAACUCAUCAACCGCAUCACCAGCCUAGCUACUCACAUUCGGGUAUUAACAUGAAGGGAAGGGAACUGGAGAACCCUGAGACUAAGGCCAAUAUGAAAGCAAUGGCGGCGAGAGCGCUGUGGCACCUAGCCAAGGGUAACUCACCCAUUUGUCGUAGCAUCACAGAAUCAAGGGCUCUCCUGUGCUUUGCAGUUCUCCUUGAGAAAGGACGUCAAGAUGUGCAGUUCAAUUCUGCUAUGGCGGUGAUGGAGAUCACUGCAAUGGCAGAGGAAGAUGCGGAUCUGAGAAGAUCUGCGUUCAAGCCUAACUCUCCUGCAUGCAAAGCAGUGGUUGAUCAAGUGCUUAAGGUCAUAGAGAAGGCAGAUUCAGACCUGUUGAUUCCUUGCAUGAAGGCUGUUGGGAAUUUAGCGAGGACAUUUAGAGCAACGGAGACAGGGAUGAUUGCUCCCUUAGUGCGACUCUUGGAUGAAAGAGAAGCAGAGGUAUCAAGAGAGGCAUGUAUAGCCCUCACCAAAUUUGCCUGCUCGGAGAACUACCUUCACCUGGAUCACUCCAAGGCGAUAAUAAGUGCUGGUGGGGCAAAACAUUUGGUACAGCUUGUGUAUUUUGGAGAACAGAUCGUUCAGAUUUCAGCACUAGUUUUGCUCUGCUACAUAGCACUGCAUGUCCCAGACAGUGAAGAACUCGCCAAGGCUGAGGUGCUCACGGUGCUGGAAUGGGCAUCCAAGCAAUCCUCCAUGACGCAGGAGGAAACAAUCGAGGCGUUGUUGCAAGAAGCCAGGAGUAGGUUGGAGCUUUACCAGUCUAGAGGUUCAAGAGGAUUCCAUUGAUUUCAUCAAUACAAGAGUUUGUUGUUGGCCGUGUAGAGGUUUUCAUUCAUUCGUUUCUUUUCCAUCAUUCUCGGGGGUGUAUAUACAGUCAAAUGCAUUCUUCAAUUCUUCGUGUGUAUUUUCAACUGUCAUAACAACAUGUCGUAAUUUAUUAUUUGUUCCGCUCCUUGAAGACUUGAGUAGUUCAGUGUAAUCAGUAACCAUUUUUGUUUUGGUUACCACCUGGUAACUAUUUGUUAUUAUAAUGACAAUGACCUUGACAUCA
This is a messenger RNA of Prosopis cineraria, 2662 nucleotides long. RefSeq lists its product as uncharacterized. The record is from RefSeq and is a predicted model, not a curated record. NCBI's taxonomy places the organism in Eukaryota, Viridiplantae, Streptophyta, Magnoliopsida, Fabales, Fabaceae. Gene Ontology annotation, biological process: cell surface receptor signaling pathway. The transcript has a single exon. Bases 403 to 2397 code for a protein of 664 amino acids. Gene Ontology annotation, molecular function: protein binding.